Messenger RNA from Macrosteles quadrilineatus (aster leafhopper), 6238 nucleotides. RefSeq names its product TGF-beta receptor type-1-like. Gene Ontology annotation, molecular function: activin receptor activity, type I; activin binding; ATP binding. Bases 197 to 1723 code for a protein of 508 amino acids. The transcript has 9 exons. The record is from RefSeq and is a predicted model, not a curated record. Gene Ontology annotation, cellular component: plasma membrane; activin receptor complex. Lineage: Eukaryota; Metazoa; Arthropoda; Insecta; Hemiptera; Cicadellidae. Gene Ontology annotation, biological process: activin receptor signaling pathway; protein phosphorylation; nervous system development.
GUCCGUGAUGUGAUGUGAUGAUGGCGAAGACGAAAAACGAGAUAGUGAGACAGUGCCGUACCUCAUUUACUAAACAUUCAUAAAGUAUUUUACACAAACGGCGUGUAUAUUUUAAGUUAAACACCCAAAGAAUGUAGUGUGAAAUUUUUUUUACGAUAUGUUUUAAUAGCUACUUAGUAGCCGGUUUACUAACAUAAUGUCUUCCCUUCUAUUUAUUGUGUUCAAGUUGUGUUUAGGUCUAGCAUUUUAUCCUCAAUCAGCAGUGGAAGCACUCUUGUGUCAUUGUGAUAUUUGUGGGGCUGAGACCAAUCACACAUGUGAGACGGACGGUUACUGCUUCACUUCGACCUCACUCGCCAAGGAAACUGGAGUCAUUCAGCAUGCCUUCAGGUGCCUGGAACGAUCGCUAAUCUACCCUCCCGAGAACCCUUUCUUCUGUCAUUACAGUAACGAAAAUAACGACUCGUUUGUCAUUCAGUGUUGCAAAGACACUGACAUGUGUAACAAAGAACUGAAGCCGGCACUUCAUGUUCGGAGACACCAAGAGCGAGACUGGAGCAUGUCCGGAGGGUCGUACGGGACAUGGGAGCUGGCCGUGAUGAUUGCCGGCCCCAUUUGUAUGCUGUGUCUGAUUGUGAUGCUGGGAUUGAGCCUGUGGUCUCAACAUCGGCAGCAGCGUGACACCUACCCAUACCCGCCUGACGCUGACGGCCCGGACCAGCCGAUACUGGGCGCCGUGUCUCUGCGGGACAUGAUAGAGAUGACCACCAGCGGCUCUGGCUCAGGUCUACCAUUGCUGGUGCAACGCAGCAUUGCUCGUCAGAUUCAACUGGUUGAGACCAUUGGGAAGGGCAGGUUCGGGGAGGUUUGGAGAGGAAGAUGGCGAGGAGAGAAUGUUGCAGUGAAAAUAUUCUCUUCACGCGAGGAACGAUCUUGGUUCCGUGAGGCUGAGAUCUACCAGACAGUCAUGCUGAGACAUGACAACAUACUCGGUUUUAUUGCUGCUGACAAUAAAGAUAAUGGGACAUGGACUCAGCUGUGGCUGAUAACGGAUUACCACGAGAACGGUUCUUUGUUUGACUACCUGAACAGAAGCACCGUGGAUGUGCCAGGCAUGAUACGUAUGGCUCUGUCCAUAGCCACUGGCCUGGCUCAUCUACACAUGGAUAUUGUGGGGACGCAGGGAAAACCAGCCAUAGCACAUCGAGAUUUGAAGUCGAAGAAUAUUCUUGUCAAACUGAAUGGCACUUGUGCUAUUGGAGAUCUUGGGUUGGCCGUUCGUCAUGAUGUGACGACCGAUACUGUCGACAUUCCUUUGAACAACAGAGUCGGAACCAAACGUUACAUGGCUCCUGAGGUUCUAGAAGAUUCAUUGAACAUGAGCCACUUUGAUUCGUUCAAAAGGGCGGACGUGUACGCUCUAGGCCUCAUCUUGUGGGAGGUAGCAAGGAGGUGUAAUGUGGGAGGAAUCUACGAUGAGUACCAGUUGCCAUUUUUUGACGCUGUUCCAUCCGAUCCCACGAUUGACGAGAUGCGUAGAGUCGUCUGUGUGGAUCGUCAGCGGCCGUCCAUCCCAAACCGCUGGCAAGCAUGUCCGGCGUUGGUGGUGAUGUCCAAAGUGAUGAAGGAGUGUUGGUACCACAACGCGGCCGCACGACUCACGGCACUCAGGAUAAAGAAAACUCUGGCGAACCUCGGUGCCUCUGAGGACCUCAAGAUGUAAAUACCGCAGCUGUACAGUCAACAGACUAGUUUUGUUUAGAGCCACUUCUUAGUUACAGACGAUAUUUACUUUGGUGCAACGAAACAAGCAAUAGACACGGUUAGAUUUUCUUAAUUUAUACAUGUGAUUAUUUUUAAACUUUUAUAAUAUAGUAGUUUCUAGUAUUAACAGUAAGUUAUGAUACAUCACAUUAUUGACUGUUGAGAUCGAUUUUGAAAUAUUCUGACGUGUUUCCUAGUAUUCUAAGGGUUAACUUGCAGAAGUCUAAACUGGUAAUUCUGGUUAUUUGUUUUCUUUGUUUUUCUUAAAAUUGUGGUAAGUUUUAUCUGAUGUAUUUUCUCUAUGUAAUGUUGAUUUAAAUGUCGUCGAUAUUAAUGAAAAAAUUAGACGGUAAACUAUGUUUGGAAAGUGUUUUGAAAUCUGUUCAAUUCUUAUGGAUAUGUUAAACUAUUCAGAUAUUAAUAAUUUUCAAUGUAUUUAUUUGUUACAUUUCAAUACGUUCAGAUAGCUUUAAUUUUAUGUUACUAGCUAUUAAUAUUUGUUUUAAAAUUGAUAUAAAUUGUCUUUUUAAGAGUUUGAUUCGUAAACUUAAAAAGUUUCUGUACAUGGGAAAACUUUUCUUUUGAGCUUUUCUGUCUAAAGAGUUUAUGUUGAAUACUUUCAUGGUUUACAAGAAAAUUUUAUUUUGACAGUAGAAAAACUUAGAAAUGUUUGUGUUGAGUGUUUAUGUAAAAUGACAAAGUGUGAUUAAUUGUAAGCCUUAAGUUUGGGCUUUGUUAUGAAAGAAGUGAAAAUCCCCUCUAAAUUUGUUGUGGAAUAUUAACUUAUAUGAAACGUUAUGCAGCUUAGGUAUGUUUUAUGUUAAACUAGCUGUUGCGGCCUCUUGUUACUGUGGCUUUAAUCUAAAAAAGUUUAAGUUUUGUGGAAAAAGUUAGUGUAGGUGCAUAAAAUUAUGAUUAUCAUAAUACAUAAACUAAGAUUAAAUUUGAUUUUUCACUCGCAUUGAUGUGGCGCAUUUGGGUUGACUUUUACAAAACAAAUAUUGACUUAAUGCAAUUUUUUGACAAGCGUUUACAAAUCCAUUUACAGCUUGGUAAAAGUAUAAAUACAUUUUCUAUCUUUAGGAUAUUUUCCUGAUAUUAUUUGUCUGAUAAUACUUGUGUUGUUGCUUGGAAAAAAGGUUAAAUUCCAAAGCUGAAAUGUCUAAUACGAGUAAAGAUAACAGAACAGAUUGUGGCAUUUAGUGUUAAAAACUGUUUCACACUCAGCUACUAAAAACCAUACUAUACUGUUAUAUUUAAAAUUCAAUUCAUUCCAGUAAGGUGCGAAAUGUGUUAAAACAAAAAGUAACGGUAAGUUUCGUGAUAAUUUAUCAAUCAAAGUCUGGUUCAGUGAGGUUGACUGAUUCUGGUAUUAACGAUAGAGAAAAUCAAUUUAGUUUUAGGUUUUGAUUAAAAAUAAAGUAAAUAUUGGGGAUAUUUAAUUUUUACAGUCUAUCGUUUACAUCAUUGCACUCUGUUGAUGGCUCAAUUAACUAAGUUCAUUUUCAUUCUAAAACAGGCAACCACUUUAACAUGGUAAGGGAAUGUAUAGUUCUAUUCAUUGUCAUAGAUUAAAAAAAAAUGUGGUUUGAGAUGCUAAAUCAAAAUAAAGAUUAGAGAUUGUUGGAUUUAUCCACCACUAGCCAAGAACUUUGCUGGUAAUAAUAUAACAGUUAAAGAAAAGUAAAAUUGUUAUCAUACUUUAAGUUGGAAUCGUUCUAUAUUGACUAGAAUGUGGUAUGCCUAUAUACAUAGAGGGAUUACAUAGUUUAGUUUAGAAAAACUUUAAAAGAGGGGAUUAUUGAUAAAGUGAGACGAGAUUAAAUUUCUACUUUUGGAGUGAAGUAAGCAAAGAUUGUGCCUUAGACGUUAACUGUUUGCCAAUGGAAAUGUAUUCACAAAAUUCAUACUAUAGCCUUUUCAUAAUGAUUGCUGUGAAUGUUUUGUAAAAAUCCAGAUUCGUGAUAAGCUUGUUUUCUUUCUGUUGUUAGCACCUUAUGAAGGCUUUACCAGAUCAUAUUAAGUCAGUAAGAAGGAGUAAUAAGGUAGAAAACUUGGUGGACUCUAAAAAUACUCAUUAAUGUUAGCCCUAAGAAAAUUUGUUCAGGAACAAUUUUUUUUGUUUUAUCGCCAGUACCUUGUUAUACAGAAGACCCUGUAAGUUUUAAAUUUGUAAUUUAAUUUUAUUUUACAAUUUAACUGUUAUUUAAUCACCUUGUCUUAAGAUUAACAAUAACAAAAAGAACUUUUGAGUUGAACUUAGGUUUAUUUAAGUAAGAUUUUUCCUCUCUGGUGUUGUAUUUUGUACUUAAGGUGAUUAUUUUAGUAAUAAUAUUACUAUAUUUUUAAAUCUUAUAUUUUACUAUUAUAAACUCUUAGAUAUAUAUCUAUUUUAUGUAGGAGGUCUAGAAAAAGGUUAAGAGAUCCUCAGCGCAGCAGAAAAUGAGCUUUCGAUGUAUGCAGCUGGCUGUUGUAUGAGUAGUUAUGUACAAAUAAAUGAUUUGUCUUUUAUGCAUAUAUAUGUAGUGUAGUCAGAUAUUUUGGUUUAAUCAGUUGAAUUCGGCCUGUACCAAUAUACUUUUGCUCAAUGAUUGAGUACCAAGGUUAAAGAUGUACAUACUAGUUUGCUUGUAAUACAAGUUUGGAAUCUUUUGUAAAUAAGAUGCACAUAUUCCCAUCCUUUUUUAUGUAGCCAUCAAACAUUUGCAUAAAGUUUGUGACAUUUUCCAGUUAUUUCUUAGGGAAUCUACUAACAGUAAGGUAAUACACAAAUAGAAUAUCUUUCAGAUCUUAUUUUUACAAAACUUGUACAAGUUGUUGAGUCAGUGGCGAUGGGCUGUGAAACCAAUGCAGCAAUGUCAUUGGUCCGUGUCCCGGUGUAGCCUACUGUACCAGCUUGUUUCGUCACUGCUUUUCUUGCUUGAAAUGCAGGCAGAUGCCCAUUUGGGCUGAAAAAUUUCAAGGCUAAAAAAGUUGCAAAAUAAAAAUUAUGAUAGAAAGCAGAAAACUUCCUUUACAAUGGUAAUUAUUCCCUCUGUAGAAAUACAACUAAGCCAUCCUUCACAUGAAUGCUUAUCAUAAACUACUUUACAUUGUAACUAAAUCCACAUAUUGGUGUCAGAAUUUAGGAAUAUUGAAUCUCAAGUUUUCCUGAUUUGAGGCAGGAAAAUGUCAUAAGCUUUGCAAUGUUGUGCUGUAACAAUUCCAGUAGUGACCUGUUACCUCAGAUUUGACCUCAUGGUGUCCACUUUGGCCCUUUUUGACCUCUUUUAUACAAGACAGUACUGCCAAGUUUCAGGAAAAACAUAGUUUGGUAUUUAGUUUUAUUUGGUUUGUGUUAAUAUUCAUGUAUCUAUAUUAAUUUAAUAAGCAAUUCUUACUCGUUAAUCUGAUUUGUUCCUAUUAUUGUUUGGUGUUGUUUUGUUGAUUUGUGUUUAUUAAAAAUUUAAUAGUUGUGCUUGUUGAUAAUCGCUUUAAAAUUGGAGUAUACGUCUUUAAAUUUUGAUUGUAAUUUUACUCUAAGCCAUGAGGUAAUAAUUUGACACUUGCAAAACAAAGGGGUGCAAGUAUAUAAACAUGCUAUGUACUUUCGCCCAUUCGUCUUGCAAGAGACGAAUCAUUCUUAACUGGCAUUCAAUAACUAAACCAAUCAGUUUUUAUUGAGAGCAUAAUUUUUUUUAUUGCUAAAUUAAAAUUAUUGAAUUUGAAAUUGCUCGAUGAAAAUUUUAAAGUAGGCCUAGUAUUAAUAUUCUCUCUUCUAUAACGAUAAAAAUUGAAUGAAAGUUAAGUGGUCAUUAUUACAUAUUAACGUUGGAAAAACUUAACAAAACUUAAAAAAAAAACAAUAAUUUUUUGGUAUCAGACUUAUUUGAUUGGGGAACAGUUACCCUGGCACUAGAAAAACCAAAACUUUACACUAUACACAAUAUAAUAUUAUACUGUCAAUUUUAAACCAGGAACUCAUACUUUCAUGGGUUGGAAAUGCUGCCAGUGACACUGACAUAAUCUAAUCUGUAUGUCGGCUACAUGGUAAUUUUGUUGUUAUUCUAGUACCAGGGUGGACUCGUAUUCCAUUCUGAUAAGCAUGUUAUCUAACCAAUAAUCCUUAAAACCUAGUCCAUUGUGUCUCGUCUGCAAUGAGACAUAAUUGCAGAAAAGCAUGACCUCAUUUAUUUUAUUUGAAAAGUAACAUAAUGAUUUCCUUAAUAUUGCCAGUAAUAUGUAUUUUACAUUUAUUUAUCAAGACCUAAUCCCUCCACCAAAAACAGUUUUUUUUUUUUUCAACAAGCACAAAAUGUUAGUUUAGUUGCUGAUGAAACUAAAACAUAUUUCUCGCUGGUAGAUUGCCAUCUGAUUCAUUUGUAUAGUUGUAAAACAAUUAAUAUUUUUAUGGAAGUUGUUAAUUAAGAUAUUAAUUUUGUGUUGUUAUGUAAUCUAGUUGUAAUUAUUUUAUAAAUAUAUUUCCAUAUAAGAA